AUGGCGGCGCCGGAGCCGCCGCCGCUGCCUGAGGGUUCCAGGCCGCUGAGCGCGCUGCUGAACGGCAUUGCCCAGGCCGCCUUCCACGGCAACGCCGGCAUCACCGAGGAUCUGCUGCGCACCCAGCUCUACCCCGAGGCGCCGCCGGAGGAGUUCUGCGCUUUGCGCGCCAAGAUGCGCGGCCUCCUCCAGUCAAUUGCUUCAGCAGACAUGGAUUUGAAUCAGCUGGAAGCUUUCCUCACUGCCCAAACAAAAAAACAAGGUGGCAUCACAUCAGAUCAGGCUGCAGUCAUUGCAAAAUUUUGGAAGAACCACCGGACUCAAAUCCACGAGAGCCUGAUCAAUCAGAGCCGCUGGGAUAAUGUCUUGAAAAACAUGAACUGGCGAGUGGACCUGAAGUCACAGCUGAGGCACAUUGAUCAGAUAAACACUCCUGUUGCAAUAGUUGAAAUGGAGCUGGGAAAAAAUGGGCAGGAAUCAGAGUUUCUCUGCCUGGAGUUUGAUGAGGCCAAGGUGAGCCAGAUGCUGAAGAAAUUGUCAGAAAUAGAGGAGAGUAUGACCUUGUUGACUCAGACUAGUUAAUCAAAUAAAGAGAUUGAAACUUACAAAAAAA
Messenger RNA from Sturnus vulgaris (Common starling), 613 nucleotides. It is a transcript of the gene COMMD1, whose product is annotated as copper metabolism domain containing 1. Gene Ontology annotation, cellular component: endosome. NCBI's taxonomy places the organism in Eukaryota, Metazoa, Chordata, Aves, Passeriformes, Sturnidae. The record is from RefSeq and is a predicted model, not a curated record. Gene Ontology annotation, biological process: positive regulation of protein ubiquitination; negative regulation of protein localization to cell surface; copper ion homeostasis.